This is a messenger RNA of Rhododendron vialii, 852 nucleotides long. RefSeq lists its product as uncharacterized. Gene Ontology annotation, biological process: DNA integration. Gene Ontology annotation, molecular function: nucleic acid binding. The transcript has 3 exons. NCBI's taxonomy places the organism in Eukaryota, Viridiplantae, Streptophyta, Magnoliopsida, Ericales, Ericaceae. Bases 1 to 852 code for a protein of 283 amino acids. The record is from RefSeq and is a predicted model, not a curated record.
AUGGAUUUCGUUACCGGUUUACCGAGGUCGCCGAGGGGGCAUAAUGCCAUUUGGGUGACAGUCGAUCAAUUGACUAAGUCAGCGCACUUCUUUCCUAUUCAGAUUACGGAUUCGAUUGAUACGCUUAGAAGUUUAUACAUCCGCGAGAUUAUUCGUCUUCAUGGAAUACCCAUUUCCAUUGUAUCGGAUCGAGAUCCAAGGUUUACCGUGCACUUUUGGCAGAGUCUGCAGGCUGCUCUUAGCACCAAUCUCUUAUUUAGUACUGCGUAUCACCCUCAAACGGAUGGGCAAUCCGAGAGAACGAUCCAAAUUUUAGAAGAUAUGUUUCGAGCUUGCAUUAUGGAUUUUCGGGCACAAAGGAGAACCACCGAGCAAGUCAAAGUGACUCGUCAAUGGUUAUUAACCGCGCAAAGUAGGCAAAAGAGUUAUGCCGACCGUUGUCGCCGACCGUUAUCGUUUGAAGUGGGGGAUCACGUAUUUCUUAAGGUAUUGCCGCGUCGAGGAUUAUCUCGUUUUGAGCAAAAGGGUAAGCUUUCAUCGCGUUUUAUUGGGCUGUUUGAUAUCAUUGAGAAGAUUGGGGAAGUGGUAUAUCAAUUGGCAUUGCCACCGAGGCUAUCGGGCGUUUAUAAUGUGUUCCAUGUGUCGAUGUUGCGAAAGUAUGAACCGGAUCCAUCACAUGUUCUAGAGUGGUCUAAACUUGAGUUGGUAGCUGACACAUCCUAUGGAGAGGAACCGAUAUGGCGUGACAGGCUGCGGGUCAAAUAUGUGCGGGUUGAAUAUAGGUCAAAUAGUGAACGGGUUGAAAUAAGUCGGGUCGAAUAUGGGACAAAGGUGAGAGUUUGGGAGAGCUAA